Molecule: messenger RNA, 3963 nt
Organism: Musa acuminata subsp. malaccensis (wild Malaysian banana)
Lineage: Eukaryota; Viridiplantae; Streptophyta; Magnoliopsida; Zingiberales; Musaceae
Source: RefSeq, a predicted model, not a curated record
CGCAAGAAAUAACAUCAUUCCUUUUAGUUCUCCAGUUUUUCUCAGCACCAGGAAACAAGGAAGGUGGGGGAGAGAAGGAGAAUCCCAAACUCCAAAUCUAUUUAUUACAAAGAUAUUAUUGUGAGGAAUUUUGAGGGGAAGGAGGGGUGGGGGGGUGGAAAAAAGGAGAGAGAAUAUUAAGACCAGAGGUUGACAAGUUUUCUGUCACUGUUGUUGGAAGGUCGUUCGAUGUUGUGGAGAUUUUCUUAUCUGGGAUCUCCCUCUCCUCCCGAGUUCCAACCUUUUCUUCUCUGUCCGAGUGCGUGCGCUUUGUGCCUUCCAAUCUGAUGGAGAUCUGUAGCCUUUUUCUUCCUCCAAUGGUCUUCCGUCACGGCUUCUAAAUAUUCUUUGCUGCCCUGUACCUCCUCGACUCUCUCUCUUUCUUUUCCGGAAUCACGACGCCUUUGUAAUUACGGAGGCAUGAAAUAUAUGAAACUUCUGAGCUUACAAUGUAAACAGCAAUAUAUUGUGUUAAUUCUCUAGCAGCUGAGCCUAUUGGCAGAUUGUUAUGCUGGACACUUUCUAUUGCUAGUCUUCUUUAACUGGAAUGGGAACAAAAGUGCAAUGUAAAAGCUACCUCCCAGGAUAUCAUCCAGCAAGGAAUCUAAUCAAGGACAGAAACUUUAGUUGGAAUCCUUUUUGCGAGGAUAAAGCCUUGAACGAUCAACUAUGCAAUAAUUUCAAGUCAAGGGGAGUCAGUAGCUGGUCAGACUAUGACAAAGAAACGUUGAAGCAAACUAUGAUUGAACAUGAAGCUAUAUUCCAGAAACAGGUUUAUGAACUUCAUCGACUUUAUAGAAUACAAAAGGAGUUAAUGCAUAAACUUAGGAAUAAACAACCGGACAGAUCUUCUGGACCAGCGGAGACAUCUAAGUUGAGUAUGUUUCUGUCUCAAAUGCCUCCUGAAUUUGGUGAAAAGAUGUGGCAUCUACCCCAUCCUUCUCUAGCAAAUACCAGUCACACUACAGCAAAUGUCAGAGACAAUGAUGAUGACAGAGUCUCAAACUUUCUGAAGGAAGGUGCAACACAGUGCAGUUCAACUAAAAGUGGAGGAAAUUUGAAGGAUGAUGGACCGCAUACUAAGUUUAAGACAAUUCCUAAAAGAAUGUUUGACCUUGAUCUUCCUGCUGAUGCUUACAUUGAAAAUGAAGAUAUAGAAAGAACAGAAGGGGAAAAUGUCUCUGAGCCAUGCAUCAUGACUGCUGAAACUCUUAAGAGGAUUAGUGGAAUUAAGGCUGAUAACAAUGUCAAGUUGACUCUUGGCAAUGUUGAAAUCCAUGUCUCCGGUAAAGAUAUUUCAAAAUCAGAUUUGCAUCCUAGAAAUGGUCUAUCCAUUCACAGGUUGGCUGAUCUGAAUGAGCCUUUUAAAGAUUCAUUUGAGGAAGGUGCUAUAAGUUUAGGUUCUUAUAAAUCCAGUGGCUUGAAUUCGGACAUUGAAGAACUUCAACAGCCAUGGAACCUGACAAGAUCAAAAAGUAAUUCUCCACAAAGGAACCUUUUCAUGGAUAAACACAUAAAUGAAGUUAGCUUGAACUACCUCGACACAAACAAAGUUGAAAGGGGACGUCAAUGGCUGUUAUCACAUGGUGAUUCUGGUCAAAGCAAAAUUGUUGUCAAUUCCAUCGAUUCUGGCCUCUUUAGUGAGAAGUAUCCAAUGUCAUCCGAGUCAAUAAAGCUGAAACUUGAUAAAGCUCGAGAAACUCAGUUGCCUGAUCAGAAUCAAGCAGAGAUGUGGUUUGGAGAUAAAACUACCCACUCCACUGAAAUCUUUGGACGUCAAGAUUAUGUUACCUCGAACUAUCCAGGAUGCACAUCUUCUCAAGUCAGCUCUGCAUUGUCAGUUGUAUCCCCUUUUCCCUGUGCAACUUCUGCAUCUGCAUUGACUCCUUGGAGGAUGCCAUCCAACAGUGUAAACCAGAUUCCGAUUGCAGUUCAAGCAUUUCCAUGCUUCAGUAGAUCAUCAACGUUGAAUGGACAGGGCAAGAACUACAAUGCAGCAAAUCAAAGCAACAGGCCUGUUUGUGACAAAAUAGAUUUCAAUGGUGAUCUGCAGCCACAUAAAAGACUUGAUUAUAAAUCCUCCUCCCCUGUGAAUGGUCGUCAUCAUGGUAUCCAAAUGUGUUCUACUUCAACAGGAAUACACCGUUUACCAUGUAAUCUAGAGAAGCCAAACCUUGAUGCUCGUUGCAAUACUUCACCAUACAAGAACUCCAAAAUUCAUGAACCACUUAAGUGCUCAAGGGACUUGCAGUUUAUAGAUAUAAACUCUGGAAAGGAUUUGAAUCUGAACCAGGGAAUCCUUGGUGGUAUUCAAUAUGGCUUCACGAACAGACAAAGUUUUGCCAGAAAGCAUGAUGAAUCAUCAAACGAUGUAAUUUGGCUUAGAGAAAAGCCUUCUAGCAAAGGUUCUGCUGAAUGUGACAUGUUUGUCAAGGAUUAUACCUAUCCUUCUAAAUUUCUAUCAGAAAAAGCCAAGGAUAAAGGUUCUUCUGUUUGUGCCUUGAGGCAUUCUUUGUCAUCAUUUGACAUCAACGAAAGCAUAACUUAUAGAGCCAUAACAACUGACAUUUUGAAUGUCGAAGGAAAUUUUAGUCCACCAGAUAACUCCCAUAGGAUUUUUGACUGCUCAAAUUCUGUUUCAUGUGAUGGACAAUUGUUUGUCAAUGAUCUGAAGAGGCAUGGGAAAGGAAAGGCAAUUAGAAACCCAGGCUUAAGAAAUGACAUCAAUCUGAACUCUGAUCUCAUGCCUGCUGAUGGUGUUAGGUUGUUUGGGAUGUCAGCGGAAGAUGAGAGACAGACUCCAUCAUCACUUUCUCUGGCAAGGGUUGCUGACAAUCUAACUAGUAAAAUUGAUUUGGAAGCACCAACUGAUGAAAUGCAAGAAGCAAAUAAUUUUUCAUGGGUUGAGAUCGUAGAUAUGAAUUGCCCAGUGACACAAGUUGCAAUGAAACAAGAGAAGACAUCCUUUGGGGAUGCUUGUGCAAGACUGGCAGCAGAUACUAUUGUUUCCAUCUCAGUGGAUGUUCGUGAUCAUAUGCAGCCCCUUUGCUCCUUUGCUCCUUCAUCAUUUGAAUCCUUGUAUCUGUUGGCAGAGGCGGUUAAGUCCAAUGCAGAAAUUGAGGCUUCAGAUGAUGAUGGUGGAUUAGAUACUUUUGAGUCAUUGACAUUGAAGCUGGAAGAACUCAAGCCAGAUGAGUACUCUUGCAAACCAUGUCAACAGGAGAAGCUAAAGGAUGAUGAGAAGUCCAUGGCCUCGCUGCUUCUUCCCAGGCCUCGUAGGGGCCAGGCAAGAAAAAGAAGGCAGAGGAGAGAUUUCCAGAGAGAUAUCCUACCAGCACUUGUGUCAUUGUCGAGGCAUGAAGUGACUGAGGAUCUUCAGGCUCUCGGUGGAAUGAUAAGAGCAGGUAAGUCCCGACAAACCAGUUCUGCUAGGAGGAGCACAAGCCAAAACAUGUCAAGUUCUCGAUCUAGGGGGAGGGGACGGCCAAGGAGUUUGGCCAUCACCAUUGCGGAGGUUUGUGAUGACAGUCCCCCUCGGUUACAGCCUACUCAUACCGAUUUGGAAAAUGAUGGGAAGAAUAUUAUGGCAUGGGGAAGGACGACAAGGAGGUGUCAUAGACAACGAAUACCAUUGGGUCAUGCAUUCGCUCCACAGGAGUAGUUCUUUAAGAAGUAUACUUGUCAGGGUUGACGAAGUGAUAGUUUUCUCAGUUAAUCGCUAGAGUUAGACAUCAGAUGCAUUGUACAUGUUGGCUGUCGAUUGAGCAAAGUACGAUGUGCUUUUACUCGUUUGUAGAUUUCAUGCAAUAAUUGAUGAACUAUUUGUUCGAAAAUAGAACUGUAAGAACCAUCGGAUUUAACGAACUCUUCGACUUCUCAAGUGUGUGAUUGAUAUUUAUCUUUAUAAAUGAAACAUAUUAUAUA